Molecule: messenger RNA, 1256 nt
Organism: Leptidea sinapis
Lineage: Eukaryota; Metazoa; Arthropoda; Insecta; Lepidoptera; Pieridae
Product: helicase POLQ-like
Exons: 8
Coding region: 126-1202 (358 amino acids)
Source: RefSeq, a predicted model, not a curated record
UUAACUUUUAUAAUAAUACCGCUUAAUAUCAGGUCGAUCAUUAGCCCGCCUGGUCAUGUACGUAUGUGUUCCCAGGUGAGAGUAUAGUGAUAUGCUCGGGUCGCGACUGGGGAGCCCUGCGUGCGAUGCUCAGUGCGGCUCUGCCCCCGGUCCGCUCCCAGCUGGGCCGGGCGGGAGCAGGCUCGUUACUGCUCAGUGCGGUCGCCCUGCGGCUGGCGACGCGGCCUCGUACGCUCAGAGAUGUUCUUUCUUGCUCGCUACUACCUGCUUCGGUCACGCCAGAAUGUUUGGACGAUCUGUGCAAUGAGACAAUGCGCAGUUUACUAAAAACUGGUGCAUUAGAAUUCCUGGGCAACAAGCAGCCGGCCGACGAUGACGAUAUAAUUGGCAAAUGCAGUGAUUGGGAGCUCAUAGUUAGCGCGCUUGGGAAAGCUGCCAUCAAAGGUUGCCUGGAGCUGGAUGUUGCGCGACGGUUCUCAGAUGACGUCCGCGUGGUGUCCCGCUCGCUGGUGCUGGUGGGGAGCCUGCACCUCAUCUACCUGGUGACGCCGCACGAGCCCGGCCUCACGCUGGACUAUAGGCAUUACUACUCGCUGUACUGCAGUCUUGACGAUGAAGGUUUGCAAUGUGCCAAGGUGCUGGGCAUCACGGAGAGCAAUGCUGUUCGUAUGAUAACAGGGAGACCCAUAACCAACAUAUCGCAAACUGUACUGAAACGGUUCUACGCCGCGCUGAUAAUACGAGAUCUCUGGAAAUUGGUUCCACUGCCUCAAGUUGCUGACAAAUACAACGUGGGGCGCGGCUGGAUCCAGUCCCUGAUGACGUCAUGCUCGUCGCUGGCGGCGAGCGGCGAGCGUGUGUGCGAGCAGCUCGCCGAGCACGAAGGCGGCCCGUUUGCUUCGUUCCAACUGUUGCUGCGCGAGCUCGCUGGCCGCCUGAGGCAUUGUGCGCAUCCGGAGAUAGAGGCGCUCAUGGAGCUGCCCGCUGUUAGAAAGGCUCGGGCGAUGCAGCUGUUCCGUAGCGGGUUCCGCAGCGUGGCGGAAGUGGCGCGCGCCUCUCCCCAGCAGCUAGCGGGAGCCGUGCAGCAUUUGUCGCUGGCUGCUGCCGAGCACCUCAUCAGUGCGGCGAGGAUGAUGCUGAUAGAGAAAGUGGAAAACUUGCGCGCCGAAGCAGAAGAUGUGAUGGAAGGACUUCAAGUGUGAUAAAUAAUAAAUAUAUCAUGUAUAAAGAUGUCUAAUAAAUUAUAAGAAAUCUUG